AUGGUGUCGAGCUCGGACGAAGGCGAGAUUGUUUAUAAUGCCCGUGAGGACUUGAAGGCAUCGUCUCUACCGCGUGCUUCAACGAAUGAGGGAAGCGGUGUUGACCGACAUGGCAGACCCCAGAGUAGACACUCUUCGACAGACCACGACGUCGCGUCCAGAUACAGCGCCGGAUCCCCUUCGCGCCGCAGCCGCUCGCCCCGUGGCCAAAAGAGGCCCCACGACGACCUCCCGUACGGCGGCGGCGGUGGCGGUAGCAGCAGCAGAGGCCGAGACUACGAUUCAUCCUCCUCGAGGGCCCCACCCCGCGGGCCCCGGUACGACAGAGAUGGUCAUCAUCACCAGAGAUCACGAAUCUCGUACGAAGAUUUGGACCAGCAACCGACAUCGUCAUCGCGUUACGGCCAGGAUCCCCACGACCGCGACCGUGACCGCGACCGCGAAAGAGCCCGCAAUGACUACGGCCGAGACCGAGACAGGGACCGCUUUCGCGACGACCGCAAUCGAGACCGGUACUCGGAUUACGGCAGCAAGCGACCUAGACAACGGAGCCGCUCGCCCAGGUCCCGUCGACCGGAUAGGAGUAAGCUCGACCGCUUCGUCGAAGGAGACAGCCUGUCUGGCUACGGUGUAGAUGGUGCCGGCGGCGAUGCUGGGCUGAGGUAUGAUGAUGGUGGUCCUUCCAGGGUGAGGGGCUCGCUACCUUCAAGACCGCCACCUGCGCAGGUUGACGUUGCGCGCUAUCGGAGAGAGGAUGCUAAACCAGCCAGAGACGCCCAUGGCGGCCAUGGCUCAUCGUCAACAGCUCGGGGACAGCACGACCAGACACGGCCGACGCGACAGUCCGAGCCUAAACCUGAACCUGAACCUGAACCAGAGCCAGAACCCGAACCCGAACCUGUCGACGAAGAGGCCGAGAUAGAGCGCCGUCGCAAACGACGCGCCGAAAUUCUGGCCAAGUCGAGCUCGGCGACACCCAUGCUCUUGCACGCCGUUGGAGCAUCCGAAAAGGCACGCGCGGCUUCACCGGCUGCAUCCUCGCAGGCGGCCACGUCGCGGGGAGAGUCGCCUCACAUGGACGUAGACAGGCCUCGGACUCCAAUAUCUGAUACCACGUCUCCCCGAUCACCGCGAUUGAACGACAUGACCUCACCCGGAACCAUGGAUCUCAGCGGGAACAAGCACGGCGAUGGAGAGCACGAGGAGCAGGAUGGGCCCUCGGCCGCCGACUACGAUCCGACGGUGGAUAUGAAGGAGGACGAACGCCGUGACGAACUGCGCCAUGGUCAGACUGUCAUUCACGGGGAAGCGCAUGUCGUGCAGACGACGGAGAAAGAGCCAGGGGAGACAGAGGCGCAGAAGACAUCCGGCGGUGGUGGCGGCGACAACGACCAAGACGACGAUUUUGACAUGUUUGCCGAAGACUUUGACGAGAAAUUCGCAGCCAAGCAGGCGCCGGCUGCGGAGCCCGUGGAAGACGUGGAGCUCGGCGGUGACGGGCAGGCCAAGGGCGGCAUCCUGGAGGGCGACGACAAGGAUGGGUACUACAAGAUGCGAGUUGGCGAGGUGAUUGGGGGCCGAUAUCAGGUGCAAGCGACGCUGGGUCGCGGCAUGUUCUCCAACGUGGUGCGGGCCGUGGACACGACGACGAAGAAGCUGGUGGCCAUCAAGAUGAUGCGCAACAACGACGCGCUGCGCAAGGGCGGUUAUACGGAGAUCACGAUCCUGAAGAAGCUCAACGACGCGGACCCAGAGAACCGCAAGCACAUCAUCCUGUUUGAGCGGUCAUUUGACUACCGGGGCCACCUGUGCAUGGCGUUUGAGAACCUGAGCCUGAACUUGCGCGAAGUGCUGCGCAAGUUUGGGCACAAUGUCGGCAUCAACCUGGGGGCGACGCGAACGUACGCGUACCAGAUGCUGGUGGCGCUGGCGCACAUGCAGCGAUGCAGCAUCAUCCACGCGGACCUCAAGCCCGACAACAUACUCGUCAACGAGAGCCGGACGUCGCUCAAGGUAUGCGACCUGGGUACGGCCAUCGACCGCGAAGACGCGGCUAUGGCGCAGACGGGCAUCACGCCCUACCUGGUCAGUCGGUUCUACCGCGCGCCCGAGCUCAUGCUGGGCAUGCCCUACGACUACGGCAUCGACAUGUGGUCGAUCGGAUGCACUCUGUAUGAGCUCUACACGGGCAAGAUACUCUUUGCGGGCGACAGCAAUAACCAGAUGCUCAGGGCCAUCAUGGAGAUUCGCGGGCGCAUCACUCCGAAAUUAUACAAGCGAGGUCAGCUGUCUGGUCAGCACUUUGACGAGGCAGGGCAGUUUAUCAGUGUUGAGCAUGACAAGGUUCUUGGAAAGACAUCGAUCAGAACUCUCUCACUUGUCAAACCGACUCGUGAUCUCCGGACGCGCCUCAUGGCUGCAUCCAAGGGAAUGUAUGACGGAGAGUCGCGAGACCUGCAGCACUUUAUUGAUCUGCUGGACCACUGCCUUGCACUCAACCCCGAUAAGCGGAUCAAGCCAGCGGAUGCGCUCAAGCAUCCGUUCUUUACGAGUCCUAGGAGGUGA
This is a messenger RNA of Geosmithia morbida, 2565 nucleotides long. RefSeq names its product serine/threonine-protein kinase PRP4. Lineage: Eukaryota; Fungi; Ascomycota; Sordariomycetes; Hypocreales; Bionectriaceae. The record is from RefSeq and is a predicted model, not a curated record. Gene Ontology annotation, biological process: peptidyl-serine phosphorylation; mRNA cis splicing, via spliceosome; peptidyl-threonine phosphorylation. Bases 1 to 2565 code for a protein of 854 amino acids. The transcript is spliced from 3 exons. Gene Ontology annotation, molecular function: protein serine/threonine kinase activity; ATP binding.